AUGGUCCCGCCAAACGUCCGCUUCGAAAUCGACGACUUCACCGAGCCAUGGCUGUACAAGAAAGACCACUUCGACUUCAUCCACAUCCGAUCCCUCUUCGGCUGCGUAGCCGACUGGCCCGCCUUCUACAAAGAGUGCUAUGACCACCUCCAACCCGGCGGCUACAUCGAACAACUCGAAUUCUCCGUCGUCCCCAAAUCCGACGACGGCACCGUAACCCCCGGCUCCAUCUACGACCGCUGGGGCAAGCUCUCCCUCGAACUCGGCGACCGCUUCGGAAAGUCGCUGCGCACAGCCGACGAACAGCGCGCGGGCAUAGAAGCCGCUGGCUUUAUAAACGUCGUCGAGCAUCGCUGGAAGUUGCCUGUGGGUGGCUGGCCGGCGGAUAAGCGGUUCAAGGAGCUCGGGCAGUAUAACAGGAUUAAUUGGGAGCAGGGUAUUGAGGGGUGGAGUUUGUAUCUGCUUACCACGAUUAUGGGGUGGACGAAGCAGGAGGUCGAGGUUUAUCUUGCGCAUAUGAGGACGGCGUUGAGGACGAGGGGGAUUCAUGCGUAUCAGGAAGUGUCGCUGGUAUACGGACAGAAGCCACCGCGGCCAAGGAAGGAUGAUGAUGAAUGA
Messenger RNA from Alternaria ventricosa, 618 nucleotides. RefSeq lists its product as uncharacterized. The record is from RefSeq and is a predicted model, not a curated record. Gene Ontology annotation, molecular function: methyltransferase activity. The transcript is spliced from 3 exons. Bases 1 to 618 code for a protein of 205 amino acids. NCBI's taxonomy places the organism in Eukaryota, Fungi, Ascomycota, Dothideomycetes, Pleosporales, Pleosporaceae.